Messenger RNA from Octodon degus (degu), 3163 nucleotides. It is a transcript of the gene Cdh1, whose product is annotated as cadherin 1. Gene Ontology annotation, cellular component: adherens junction; catenin complex; plasma membrane. The transcript is spliced from 16 exons. Bases 126 to 2792 code for a protein of 888 amino acids. Gene Ontology annotation, molecular function: calcium ion binding; cadherin binding. Lineage: Eukaryota; Metazoa; Chordata; Mammalia; Rodentia; Octodontidae. The record is from RefSeq and is a predicted model, not a curated record. Gene Ontology annotation, biological process: multicellular organism development; calcium-dependent cell-cell adhesion; cell-cell junction assembly.
AGUUAUCCCAAGUAGCUCAGUGGCUUUGAGAUCUGUGGAGCACCUGUAGGUUUACGAGCGUCGCGCAGGCUCUAGCCCAGCCCGGCCUGGCCACCUGCCUUCCCUCGGCCUCCGCCCGGCGCGCCAUGGGCCCUUUAUACCGCAGUCUCUCCGCGCUCCUGCUGCUGCUCCGGAUUUCACCGUGCCUCUGCCAGGAACCGGAGGAGCCCUGUCACUCCGGCUUCGAUGCCGAGAGCUACACUUUUACUGUGCCCCGGUGGCACCUAGAGAGAGGCCGCGUCCUGGGCAGAGUGAGUUUUGAAGGAUGCACAGGUCGACCAAGAACAGUCUACUACUCUGCCGACUCCCGAUUCAAAGUGGGUACAGAUGGUGUAGUUACAGUGAAACGGCCUCUACAGCUUCAUAAACCAGAGACCAGUUUCUCUGUCCAUGCCUGGGACGCUGCCUUCAGAAAGUUUUCCACCAAAGUUACACUGAAGGCAGAGGGACCCCGUCAUCAGCACCACAACCACCACCGCCAGGACCAUGACCAGGACAAUUCCCCUGGAACACAGCUAGAAGUGAUCAAAUUUCCCAACUUCCACCAUGGUCUCAGAAGGCAGAAAAGAGACUGGGUUAUCCCACCCAUCAGCUGCUCAGAAAAUGAAAAAGGCCCAUUUCCUAAAAGGCUGGUUCAGAUCAAAUCCAACAGGGACAAAGAAACUAAGGUUUUCUAUAGCAUCACUGGCCAAGGAGCCGACACACCCCCUGUUGGUGUGUUUAUUAUUGAAAGAGAAACAGGAUGGCUGAUGGUGACAGAGCCUCUGGAUAGAGAAAACAUUGCCAACUACACUCUCUUAUCUCAUGCUGUGUCAUCAAACGGGAUCGCAGUGGAGGAUCCCAUGGAGAUCGUGAUCACAGUGACAGAUCAGAAUGACAACAGGCCUCAGUUCAUCAAGGGGGUGUUUGAGGGAUCUGUCAUGGAAGGUGCUCUUCCAGGAACUUCUGUGAUGCAGGUGUCAGCCACUGACGCAGAUGAUCCUAACACCUACAACGCUGAGAUUGCUUACACUAUCCUCAGCCAAGAGCCCACAUUGCCUCACAGUCAAAUGUUUAGCAUCCACCGGAUCACAGGGGUCAUCAGUGUGGUCACCACCGGGCUGGACCGAGAGAGUUAUCCCACUUAUACCCUGGAGGUUCAGGCUGCUGACCUUCAAGGUGACGGCUUAAGCACGACAGCAAAAGCUGUGAUCACAGUGACAGAUGUCAACGAUAAUCCUCCCAUCUUCAACCCAACCAUGUACGAGGGUCAGGUGCCUGAGAAUGAGGUCAGUGCCGUCAUCACAACACUCACAGUGACUGAUGAUGAUGCCCCCAAUACCCCGGCUUGGCAGGCCGUGUACACCAUACUGAAUGAUCCUGACAAGCAGUUCAUUGUCACCACAGACCCGAUAACCAACAACGGCUUUCUGAAAACAGCUAAGGGUUUGGAUUUUGAGGCCAAGCAGCAGUACAUUCUAUAUGUGACAGUAACAAAUGCAGUCCCCUUUGAAGUGAUUCUUCAGACCUCCACAGCCACUGUCACUGUAGAUGUGCUGGAUGUCAAUGAAGCCCCCAUCUUUGUGCCCCCCACAAAAAGAGUAGAAGUAUCAGAAGACUUUGGGGUGGGCUCGGAAAUCACAUCUUACACAGCUCGGGAACCAGAUACAUUUAUGGAGCAGAAGAUUACGUAUCGGAUUUGGAGGGAUGCUGCCAACUGGUUGGAGAUUAAUCCGGACACUGGUGCCAUUUUCACUCGGGCAGAGCUGGACAGAGAAUCCAUUGAUCAUGUGAAGAACAGCACAUACACAGCGGUUAUCAUCGCCACCGACAAUGGUUCUCCAAUCGCCACUGGCACAGGAACCCUCCUCUUGUUCCUCUUUGACGUGAAUGACAACGGCCCCACCCCAGAACCCCGAAACAUGCACUUCUGCCAGAGGGAUCCCCAGCCUCAAACCAUAAAGAUCAAUGACCCAGAUCUGCCCCCCAACACCUCCCCCUUCACGGCAGAGCUCACCCACGGGGCGAGCGUCAACUGGACCAUCGAGUAUACCAGUUCAGCCCAAGACGCCAUCAUCUUGAAGCCAAAGAAGACCAUGGAGGUGGGCGACUACAAAAUCAAUCUCAAACUCAUUGAUAACCAGAACAAAGACCAAGUAACCACUUUGGAUGUCGGUGUGUGUGACUGUGAAGGGACUGUCAGCAACUGCGUGAGGGCAAAUUACGUAGAAGCCGGGCUGCAGGUGCCUGCCAUCCUGGGCAUUCUAGGAGGAAUCCUUGCUCUGCUAAUUCUGAUUCUGCUGCUCCUACUGUUUGUUCGGAGAAGAGGGGUUGUCAAAGAGCCCUUACUACCCCCAGAAGAUGACACCCGGGACAAUGUCUACUACUAUGAUGAAGAAGGCGGUGGCGAAGAGGACCAGGAUUUUGACUUGAGCCAGUUGCACAGGGGCCUGGACGCUCGGCCUGAAGUGACCCGCAAUGACGUAGCCCCGACCCUCAUGAGCGUGCCCCAGUACCGACCCCGCCCUGCCAACCCCGAUGAAAUUGGGAAUUUUAUUGAUGAAAACCUGAAGGCGGCCGACAGUGACCCCACAGCGCCCCCCUAUGACUCUCUGCUUGUGUUCGACUAUGAAGGGAGCGGCUCUGAAGCGGCCAGUCUGAGCUCCCUGAACUCCUCUGAGUCGGACCAGGACCAGGACUACGAUUACCUCAACGAGUGGGGCAAUCGCUUCAAGAAGCUGGCAGACAUGUACGGAGGGGGCCAGGAUGACUGAGGGGACUUGGGAGACUCCAGCGGUGUGCAACGCAGAACAACAACGUUCCUGGUGAUUUCCAGCUCCCGUCCCUUGAGAUGAACUCCUGGGACCAAGACUGAUGCAUUAUCCAGUUCAGAUAGUUAGGGUUUCUCCUUCAUAGCUCUAUUUUGUGUCUGUGUUAGGAAGGUUUAACUUCAUGGAAUCUUUUUUUGGUGCCCCCUCCCCCCGCCCAUAAUCUGUACAUAGUAAUGAGGUCCCAAAGCUCCUGGAAUUUUGAUAUUUCAAAGUUGCAGCCUCAGACGUUUUUGCUGACUGCCAGGCAUGGUGGUGCACACUUCUAAUCUUGGCGCUCAGGAGGCUAAGGGGGUUGGAUUGCUGUGAGUCCGAGG